Molecule: messenger RNA, 4820 nt
Organism: Gorilla gorilla gorilla (western lowland gorilla)
Lineage: Eukaryota; Metazoa; Chordata; Mammalia; Primates; Hominidae
Gene: ZC3H3
Product: zinc finger CCCH-type containing 3
Exons: 14
Coding region: 1078-4422 (1114 amino acids)
Cellular component (GO): nucleus
Molecular function (GO): metal ion binding
Source: RefSeq, a predicted model, not a curated record
CUGUGCCGGGGUUCAUCCCUCCGCCCAGUUUACGGAAGUCGGCGAGGCGCCCUGGGCCAGAUCCGCGCAGGUCCUGGGGGGCCAGAGCCUGGGGAACACCACGUCCCUUCUGCUGCGUGUGCAGAGUGAGCGGCGGGCGGCGGGGCUCCAAGGAAGGGCGGCCCCGGGGGCGGCUGUCUCGGAGUGCGGCUGAGGGGCCAGCCCCUCAGAGGGGACGCCUCUGCCCUGAGCAGCGUCCAGGCCCCUGGUCCUAGGAGCCAAGACAAGCGCUAGGGUGGAGGCGCGCAGAGCACGGAGGAGGGGACCAGCGAGAGAGGUGAUCCCGGAGCCGGGAAGGGCACGAGGACCCACGCCUGACCGCGACCUGGACAACCCGGCCUCGGGAACCAGCCCUGCUCAGGGCGGGACUUCAGACCCACACUGGGCAGCGCUAUGGGAAGGGGCUCCACGAGAAGAAAGGAGACACCAAGGAAGAGUGGGCGGCCAGCACCUGCAGACCCCGGUGGGAGAGAUGGCCACGAAGCAGCCUGGCCAGGAUGUGCAGUGUGCUGCCCUUCCGAACACCGGUGUGCACGGCAGGCGGUUUAGGUGACUCUGCUUCCCGCCAAGGCAGAUUGCCACAUGCAGCGCCUCAUUUGGAUGUGUCUGGAAUCUUGGAAGCUUGACUACCUCUACGUUCUCCUACAAAUGGACCUUGAGAGCUUGUUUGGAGGUUCUACCAGGGAAGCCCAGCUCCUCUACUGGGUAUGGUCGUUCUCUUCGACUGAGCUGCAGCUUCGGGAGGGACGCACAUGAAGCAGUGAGGAAGGAAGGGGACACCCGCCUAGCCAGCCAGAUCAGCCGAAUCAACCCUGGCGAUCAAUGGGAUGACAGGUGUCGCAGCCAGAUCGCCCUCAUAUCCGGUAGUUCUACUUUUAACCUUUUGUGGAAUCUCCAUAGUUUUCUGCGGUGCUGCGCCAUUUACAUUCCCACCAACAGCGCACAGAGGUUUACACUUGUACAUGUUUCCAAUGACGAACUAAAAACUUUCAUGUUUUCAGACGUUCAACAUGUCUAUCCAGGGAACCCUGCUCUCCGAUGUCUUCUCCUCUGGCCACAGUAAGAGGUUUCACAGACCCUCCUGGGUCAAGAGUAAUUGUUAACUGGCCCUUCUCCCAUGGGUCCCAGCGUAGACUCCCCCCAACACUCAACCGGGGCGAAAUGAAACGCAGGGACUGUGGGAAGGAACUGCGGUAUGGGCUGGGUGGGCCCCAGGUCUCGCCCCUCGCCAAGUCUCCCAAGGGGACGCGAUCCCGGACUGCACAAGCUAGGCCCGCGCGGCCUCCCAGAGCCCAAGCAGUCCCUUCCCAGCCGCUACCAGGCCACUUCCCGGCGCUCACUAGUGACGUCCCCGCCUCGCUCUGCGCGUGCGCGGCUCCGCCUCCCCGCUGCCGUUGUCAGGGCGACGGCGGGUCCUCGGCGGUCGGCAGACAUCCGGGCCUGCUCCCGGCAGCUCCGCCCUGGCCCGCUCCGCCCCGCCCGCGGGAAAAAGGUCGCGUAGCAGUGACGUCGCGGGGGCUUGGCCGGCCGUCGCGGACUCGGGAGAUGGAGGAAAAGGAGAUAUUACGGCGGCAGAUCCGCCUACUGCAGGGUCUGAUUGAUGACUACAAAACCCUCCACGGCAAUGCCCCGGCCCCUGGUACCCCAGCAACUUCUGGGUGGCAGCCACCCACUUACCACAGUGGCAGAGUCUUUAGUGCCCGCUACCCUCGUCCAAGCCGGAGGGGCUACUCUUCCCACCAUGGGCCUUCGUGGCGCAAGAAAUACUCCCUCGUGAAUCGGCCCCCGGGACCCUCAGACCCUCCUGCCGACCAUGCUGUGCGGCCGUUGCACGAGGCCCGGGGGUGCCAGGCUCCUGUCCCGCAGCAGCAUGUCCUUGAGGGACAGGUCCAGCUCAGUCAAGGUCAGAACGUGGUCAUCAAAGUUAAACCGCCAUCAAAGUCUGGCUCUGCCAGUGCCUCAGGGGCCCAGCGGGGCUCUUUGGAAGAAUAUGAGGACACCCCCUGGAGUGACCAAAGGCCCCGGGAAGGUGAAGGUGAGCCCCCUUGGGGACAGCUGCAGCCCUCGAGGCCAACAAGAGCCAGGGGGACCUGCAGUGUGGAAGAUCCUCUUCUGGUCUGCCAGAAAGAGCCUGGUAAGCCCAGGAUGGUGAAGUCAGUGGGCAGUGUGGGCGACAGCCCCCGGGAGCCCCGCCGGACAGUCAGUGAGAGCGUGAUUGCCGUCAAGGCGAGCUUCCCAUCCUCCCCUCUGCCCCCACGCACUGGCGUGGCCCUGGGCCGGAAGCUGGGUUCUCAUUCCGUGGCCAGCUGUGCUCCACAGCUCCUUGGGGACAGGAGAGUAGAUGCUGGCCACACAGAUCAGCCAGUUCCGUCUGGCUCAGUGGGGGGCCCCGCCAGACCGGCCUCAGGACCCAGGCAGGCCCGGGAGGCCUCGCUGGUUGUGACCUGUCGAACUAACAAGUUCCGGAAAAACAACUACAAAUGGGUGGCUGCCUCCGCGAAGAGUCCCCGUGCUGCUCGGAGGGCCCUCAGUCCCAGAGUGGCUGCAGAGAACGUGUGCAAGGCCUCUGCUGGCAUGGCAAACAAGGUGGAGAAGCCGCAGCUCAUAGCUGACCCAGAGCCCAAGCCCAGGAAGCCAGCCACGUCCUCGAAGCCAGGGUCUGCCCCCAGCAAGUACAAGUGGAAGGCCUCCAGCCCCUCUGCCUCCUCCUCUUCCUCCUUCCGUUGGCAGUCGGAGGCCGGCAGCAAGGACCAUGCCUCCCAGCUCUCCCCAGUCCUGUCUAGGUCCCCGUCGGGGGACAGACCAGCAGUAGGACACAGUGGCUUGAAGCCCCUCUCUGGGGAGACCCCGCUCUCGGCUUACAAAGUGAAGAGCCGCACCAAGAUCAUCCGGAGACGUGGCAGCACAAGCCUUCCUGGAGACAAGAAAAGCAGCACCUCACCUGCCACCACCACCAAGAGCCACCUCAGCCUCCGGCGGAGACAGGCCCUCAGGGGGAAGAGCAGCCCUGUCCUGAAGAAGACCCCCAACAAGGGCCUGGUACAGGUCACCACGCACCGACUAUGUCGCCUGCCACCGAGCCGGGCCCACCUCCCCACCAAGGAAGCGUCCAGCCUGCAUGCCGUGCGGACUGCACCCACCAGCAAGGUGAUCAAGACCCGCUACCGCAUUGUCAAGAAGACGCCGGCCUCGCCUCUCAGCGCCCCGCCCUUCCCCCUGUCUCUGCCCUCCUGGCGGGCCCGGCGGCUCUCACUAUCCAGGUCCCUGGUGCUGAACCGCCUGCGUCCAGUUGCCAGCGGGGGUGGGAAAGCCCAACCGGGCUCCCCUCGGUGGCGGAGCAAAGGCUACCGCUGCAUCGGAGGGGUCCUCUACAAGGUAUCUGCCAACAAGCUCUCCAAGACCUCCGGCCAGCCCAGCGAUGCGGGCAGCAGGCCCCUCCUCCGCACAGGCCGGCUGGAUCCUGCAGGCAGCUGUAGCCGUUCCCUGGCCAGCCGGGCAGUGCAGCGCAGCCUGGCCAUCAUCCGGCAGGCGCGGCAGCGCAGGGAGAAGAGGAAGGAGUACUGCAUGUACUACAACCGCUUCGGCAGGUGCAACCGCGGCGAGCGCUGCCCCUACAUCCACGAUCCCGAGAAGGUGGCCGUGUGCACCAGGUUUGUCCGGGGCACCUGCAAGAAAACGGAUGGGACCUGCCCCUUCUCCCACCAUGUGUCCAAGGAGAAGAUGCCGGUGUGCUCCUACUUCCUGAAGGGCAUCUGCAGCAACAGCAACUGUCCCUACAGCCACGUGUAUGUGUCCCGCAAGGCCGAGGUCUGCAGCGACUUCCUCAAAGGCUACUGCCCCCUGGGUGCAAAGUGCAAGAAGAAACACACGCUGCUGUGCCCCGACUUCGCCCGCAGGGGGGCGUGUCCCCGCGGCGCCCAGUGCCAGCUGCUCCACCGUACCCAGAAACGCCACAGUCGGCGGGCAGCCACGUCCCCCACCCCAGGGCCCAGCGACGCAACCGCCAGGAGCAGGGUCUCGGCCAGCCACGGGCCCAGGAAGCCUUCAGCAGCCCAGCGCCCCACCAGGCAGACGCCCAGCUCCCCUGCCCUCACUGCGGCUGCCCUGGCUGCACCUCCCCACUGCCCAGGGGGGUCAGCCUCUCCCUCAUCCUCGAAGGCUUCUUCCUCCUCCUCAUCCCCUCCCGCUUCCUUGGACCACGAGGCACCAUCUCUCCAGGAGGCCGCCUUAGCAGCAGCAUGCUCCAACAGGCUCUGCAAGCUGCCUUCCUUCAUCUCCCUGCAGUCCUCGCCAAGCCCAGGAGCCCAGCCCAGGGUCCGGGCCCCCAGGGCCCCCCUCACCAAGGACUCAGGGAAGCCUCUGCACAUCAAACCACGUCUGUGAGGACCCCAGGGACCGGCCUGCACCUACCUCAGACCCUCAUCCUUGGAGAGGAAAGAGGCUCUGUCCACCACUCUACCCCACAGGAGGGCCGCCCGCCACCAAGCCUCACCUGGGGGCCACAGGGACACUGCUCUGCCUGCCUGGCCCUCAACCUUCCAUGACCAGCGUGUGCCCAGGGCCUGGUCUUCCUCCCCCAAGCCAGGCCCCUGUCCCCACCCCACCACCCUCCAGGGUGCCAGGCAGGGCUGGCCUCCAGGCCUGUCCCCGACUGCCAUUGGCAACAGUGGCCCUGCAGCCCCCCAGCCCUCCCCACCCAGGUUUUCGGCCCAGUGAAGAGGCCACUGGCCAGGCCUCCCAGGCAGGUGUUUUAUGUUCAGCAAUAAAGGUUCUAUCCGUAA